AUGCGGCCUUGUAUAACCAGGGAACAGAAUGAUGAUUUGCUACGACCCUUUGAGCCGGAUGAGGUACGGAGUGCUUUAUUUUCUAUGGGCAAGGAUAAAUCACCGGGACCAGAUGGCAUGAACCCAGGCUUCUAUCUGGCAUUCUGGGAUGUUAUUGGUAAGGAUGUUUCUGAUUUUGUGCUUCAUUGCUUAUCUGAGAAGUCUUUUCCUGCUAAUUUGAAUGAUGCCAAUAUUGUCUUGAUACCCAAAAAAUGCUCCCCUGUGUCUGUGUCUGAUUUAAGGCCAAUAGCUUUAUGUAAUGUGCUGUUGAUCUCAGAUAAUAUACUAAUUGCGUCUGAGGUUGGCCAUUAUUUGAGGAGGAAACAAUUGGGGCAGAUGGGUCCAGUUGGUAAUGAUGUGUGUGCAGUCAGUGCGGACUCUCAGGCUAAAGGGCUAUUACAUGGUUGUAGAGUGGCCAGGGGGGCACCAUCUAUCUCACACUUGUUUUUUGCAGAUGACAGUUUGCUUUUCUUUAAGGCUAACUUGCAGGAAGCAUUGGAGGUGAGGAAAUGUCUGGGAAUUUAUGAGUCUUUCUCGGGGCAGGCAGUUAAUUUCCAGAAAUCAAGUAUUACGUUUAGUCGUAAUACAGUUGUGGAGGUUAGGGACCUGGUCGCGAAUGCUUCGGGGGUGGGCCAGGCUGAUGAUUUCGGCAAGUACCUUGGUUUGCCUUCUGUUGUAGGUCGGAAUAGGAGAGCGGUUUUCGCAUAUGUUGAGCAGAAGUUGAGGCAGAGGUUUGGUUCAUGGAACAAGAGACUGCUAUCCAAGGCAGGGAAGGAGGUGCUUCUGAAGAGUGUGGCUCAGGCGAUGCCUACCUAUACAAUGAGCAUUUAUUUACUCCCUUUUACAUUGUGUAAUGCUCUAGAAAGAUUGAUGAACAGGUACUGGUGGGGUCAGAAAGGCUCACAGGGUAGCAUUCACUGGAUGUCCUGUGACCGAAUGUGCGUGCCUAAGAAGUUUGGAGGUAUGGGUUUUAAGCGCCUGCAUGAGUUCAAUAUUGCACUUUUAGCUAAGCAGGGGUGGCGGCUAUUAACCAAUCCUGGGUCCCUUGUGGCUCGGGUUUUUGGGCCAGACUUGUUAGAUAAUACCACCAACGGGUGGAAUGAUGAUCUUAUUCAGCAUCUGUUUGCCCCACGCGAUGUGUUGCUAAUUAAGCAACUCCCUGUUAAUAUGGAGUGUGAUGAUGUAUGGUUUUGGGACAGGGAUCUGAGGGGUUGCUACUCGGUUAAGGAUGGUUACAGGAGGUUGGGCGAAGUUAAUGGUCCAUGUUUGCCUGUGUGGGGUAAACUAUGGAAUUUACAGGUCCCCGCAAAAUGGAAGAACUUUCUGUGGAGAGCUCUGUCUGACAACUUGCCCACUCUCAACAAUUUAAUUAAUAGAAGGGUUGAGUUGGUUAAUAUUUGCCCAGCUUGUGGAUUGGAGGAGGAGAAUGUUAUGCAUAUUUUAUGUUCUUGUUCUUUUGCUACACGUGUAUGGGGUUUAUCUCAACUGCUUAUUCCCUCUUUUGACGGCAGGAAUUUUGGACAAUGGACGGAGCUAUUGCUUGGCACCUCGGCCACUUACAAUUCUGAAGCACAAGGGAGGAUUUGUGGUUUGUUAUAUGAUAUUUGGACUGCCAGGAAUGAGGCAGUUUGGGAUGGUCGUUUGCCGGUGCCGUUUGUAGUGGUCCAGCGGUUCACGGCUAGGUGGGCUUCUUGGAUUGCAAGCGAACAACACCGCAACUCCACUCGAGUAUCACACGCACCCCCAGGGCCGGUUUCGGCUUUAGAUGAUGGCGUGAUUUGUCGUGUAGAUGCGGGCUUCCAUGGACCAAAUCAUGCACCAGCGUUUGGUUUUGUUGUAUAG
This is a messenger RNA of Ipomoea nil (Japanese morning glory), 1881 nucleotides long. RefSeq lists its product as uncharacterized. Lineage: Eukaryota; Viridiplantae; Streptophyta; Magnoliopsida; Solanales; Convolvulaceae. Bases 1 to 1881 code for a protein of 626 amino acids. The transcript has 5 exons. The record is from RefSeq and is a predicted model, not a curated record.